This is a messenger RNA of Pterocles gutturalis (yellow-throated sandgrouse), 986 nucleotides long. Its product is annotated as nucleolar and coiled-body phosphoprotein 1-like. The annotation marks the transcript as partial. Gene Ontology annotation, cellular component: nucleolus; nucleoplasm. The record is from RefSeq and is a predicted model, not a curated record. The transcript is spliced from 5 exons. Lineage: Eukaryota; Metazoa; Chordata; Aves; Pterocliformes; Pteroclidae.
GCAAAGCAGUAGUAGUUAAAACAGUUCCUGUCCCCAAAACAAAAGUUGUGACUACCAAGAAGACUGAAUCCAGUUCUGACAGUGACUCAGAUUCUAGCUCUGAAGAUGAUAAGAAGGUAGGGAGUAAGCUCCCAGCUAAACAACCUGUGAUGAAGAAUGCUUCCAAACCAGCAAAAGCAGCUGUCAAGCCUGGACAAGCAAAGAAAGACUCCACUUCCUCCUCAGACAGCUCAGAUUCUGAUAGCUCUGACAAGAAGGCCCCUGUGAAGCCCACAACUAAAGCAGCAACCCCCGCAACAAAGAAGUCACAAGCUGCCACAAAGAAAGCACAAAGUAGCUCUGAUUCAGAUAGCAGCUCCAGCAGCUCUGAGGAUGAGAAGAAGAAGGUCACUCCAGCUAAAUUAGCUGGCAAAGUGUGUAAGCCAUCGUCCAAACCUUCUACCCCAGCUCCCAAAGAAAGCACUUCUGACUCUGAUAGCUCAAGCAGUGAAGAAGAAAAGAAGCCAGCAGUGAAACCAGCCGGUAAAUCUACAGGGGCAGCAAAAGCAACUGUGGGGAAGAAGGUGGCUGCUUCUAGCAGUAGCAGCAGCUCAUCCGAUAGUUCCAGCGAAGAGGAUGAGAAGCCUAAAAAGGCAGGGAGAGGGGCACAGAACGGUUCUAAGACCACUGCCUCCACAGAGAAAGCAAAAGCAUCCAAACCAGCAGCAAACAACGUGAAGUCUAAGCCAGCUGCUGGCAGCAGUAGCAGCAGUGAAGGCAGCUCUGAAGAGGAGACUGGAAAAGUCAAUGGAGGCACUAUCGGGAAGAAACAGAAGAGGGAAGAUGUUCAGGAGACAGAGACACCGCAGAGUAAAAAGGCAAAGGUCAAAGCCAAAACACCACACACAGUUCCCAAGGUGAAACAGCCAGGCUCUCCAUUCCGCCGAGUAAGGGAAGAAGAGAUUGAGCUGGACGCUCGUGUUGCUGAUAACUCAUUUGAAGCAAAG